Messenger RNA from Teleopsis dalmanni, 1082 nucleotides. Its product is annotated as putative cyclin-dependent serine/threonine-protein kinase DDB_G0272797/DDB_G0274007. NCBI's taxonomy places the organism in Eukaryota, Metazoa, Arthropoda, Insecta, Diptera, Diopsidae. The record is from RefSeq and is a predicted model, not a curated record. The transcript has a single exon. Bases 151 to 1074 code for a protein of 307 amino acids.
UUCAGUGAAAUGAACUGGUACAUAUUGUAUAUAUCGGUUACCUCGAAAUGCUACCAACAACAAUGUACGAAUACAGGUCUUCUGUUUACAUAUUAAAUUCAAAUUAGAUUUACCUGAGCGGUAACAAGUUCCAACAAGAAACGUUUCUAUAUGAUUAUCGUGUUGUUGUUAUUUUUUCGAUCAAUCUGUUUAUACUGUCAACGCCUUAUUUUGCAAAUACACGACCGAUGGAUUAAUCCAAAAAACACACGCCUACUUAAAGAAGCUGCUGAAACAACAAAAACAGCUAACCAACGUAAAUUACUACAACAAAAUAGUGAAAGGUCAAGACAUAAACGUCCAAAAAAGCGUUACACAACAAUACCCAGCGAUAGUGGCUCAGCAAGUACAUCAUACUUGGCCGAUGAAACCUGCAGAUUCUGUUUAAAUUCUGUCCAAGGUUAUUGCAGACAUCACUUCCAUUUGCAGGAGCUUCAGUUGCAACGACAACGACAACAACACCAACAACAACAAAAUAUACAACACCGCUUUUGGAAUCCAUUGAGUAAUGUAUUAGCAGAUAAAACACAGGAAUAUCGUCAAUUACGCAAAAUAAAUCGUGAAUUAAAAAGAAACUUAAAAAAUCGAUUAAAUACUCAAAAUCACAGGCAACAACAAAAACAACAGCAACAAUUUAAAAAUCUACACCAUCAAACACUUCAAAAACGACAGCAGCAAGAGGAAGAGUAUAACCAAUUUUACACAUACCAACCAAUACCUUCGACUCCACAGCGAUUUCCCGAAACUUCUUGCCCCACAUACGAAUUCCGCAAAGAUAGGAAUUUCACUUGUAGUCAUUUAGAUGAUUAUGAGUACACAAUUGUACCAAAUCAUAAAACGAUAUAUAAUAUAAAUACAGUGGAUUUUGAAGACCCUACUAAAGAAAAGAGUUUGACGACAGAGCAUUAUAAUAAGACUAAUACCGCUACUCACAAUAACGAAGUUAAUUAUAUAUUUGAACCAAUAUUAGCGCCAUCCUCUCCAAAAUCAAUACAAUCAUCAGACUCAUCAACAUCGUCUACUUCAUCUAUAUGAUCACCACU